Molecule: messenger RNA, 790 nt
Organism: Myodes glareolus (Bank vole)
Lineage: Eukaryota; Metazoa; Chordata; Mammalia; Rodentia; Cricetidae
Source: RefSeq, a predicted model, not a curated record
AGGUGGGACCAGACCCGCCCUUGCCCAGCUUCCUAUAAGGGCAGAGGACCUGGGACUGCAGGUUCACACACCAUGAGGCUGUCUAGAAGACACAGGACCUUCCUGCUAGCUUUUGCACUGCUCUGCACCCUCUUGGGUCUUGGGUGCCCUCUAAGCUGUGAAGUGUGCAAGGGCUCGGGACACACAUGCAGCGGGAAAAUGAAGACCUGUGAUGCCGACAAAGACGCAUGCGUGGUUCUCGUGAGCGAGUCCAGCACAAAGGGCCGAAAGUCAGUGAGCACCUUCAAGGCCUGCACGAAGUUUAAAGACUGCUACUCUGGCUUCGUAUCUACCACCAUGAGUCCCAAUGACUACAUGGUGUCCAACGCCCACUGCUGUCAGAGCGACGGUUGCAACAGUGUCUCGGUGCCCCUUCCCCAUAACAAUCGGACGGAGAACGGCCUGAUGUGUCCCUCCUGCAUUGUGCCCUUCCAAGAGACGUGUCCAGGGACUCAGACAGCUCGUUGCGUGGGCCCGGAAACACACUGCAUCUAUUUUGCUGGCAAUGUGCAGGCUGGUAUUAUCAACACGAAAUUUGCCACGAGAGGCUGUGCCACAGAGAGCGCCUGCCACACCAAGGCUGGAGCCGAGGUGCCUUCGGCUUCCUACCUCUACUUCCUGCGCCGGGCAGACUGCCUGCCUGCGCCCUACCCGCCUGGCAGGGGUGAGUGAAGACUAAGGAGUAUGUGUUUUGCGGUCCCCAUUUGUCCUCGGCCUGCAGCUGUUCAGGCACCCGUAAAUUAAAACUGAU